AUGCCCAACCCGUCGCCCUCGCCUGCCCCGGCUGCAGAGGCCGAAGAAGAGGAUACCCCGGUCAACGAGGCUGAGGGCUACGACGAGCCCUCUGCAGAGCCAAAUCCCGAGCGGUGGCUUGGGCAGGGAAGCGUUCACGGUUGGAGGAUUCUGCUGGAAGACCUGACGGGGGAAGAUAUCGUCGGCCGUGAAGGAGGAAACUCGCCCGUCUUGGAGGUUGCGGAUUUCCUCCAGAACAGCCUGGGCGUAUUACCCAAACUCCGACUCCUGUCUGGCUCUCUUAUGAAUUGCAUCUGUAUCAUCGGGCUCCUUGGAUUCCUCUUUGGAGUCCUCCUCGGAUUCUUCGGGAGUUCCAGGGUGAUAUGGCUCGUCCGUGAACUUCAUGUCCAAUCCAGGAAUAUGGGGACAGCAAUUCUUUAG
Molecule: messenger RNA, 420 nt
Organism: Penicillium daleae
Lineage: Eukaryota; Fungi; Ascomycota; Eurotiomycetes; Eurotiales; Aspergillaceae
Exons: 2
Coding region: 1-420 (139 amino acids)
Source: RefSeq, a predicted model, not a curated record